AAUCUAACGGGUUAUUUUUAGGGCUGACUUCACUAAAUAUAACCCACCUCGAUCAUUUUACAUCGCGUCACAACGUUAUCCAUUUUUUUUUUGUCUUCUCCACCGGCUGAUUUGGAUGAGAGGUGUCGGGUUUGAGCUAUAAAAGGAGGGACGCACACACAAGGGCUUGACACUCAUCACCCGGACUGGAGCCUGCAGAGGUGGCUACACCCGCGUCAAAAUGACUAUUUGGUGCAACUCCUGCAGAUGUCAUGUAAGUGCUCCGUGCACCCAUCAUCUGCUGCCUGAGGAUCACCGCAGCUCCUACUGCAGAAGGUUCAGAUCCACCAAAGGAGCAUCCAAAGCCCGGCGGGACCACAUCAAUCAUGAGAUCAGGAAUAUGCGCACUCUGUUGCCCAUUACCCAGGAGGACCAGGAGCGUCUCUCCUACCUGCACUCCAUGGCCGCCAUCUGCACCUACAUCAGGAAGUCUGUUCUCCUCCAGGGACUCCCGGCCGGGGAGAGAUCACACUGCUCCCUGCCAUACGAGGCCUUUCUUCAAGCCCUGCACGGCUUCAUCCUGGUCACUACCGCCCAGGGGAGGCUGGUGUAUGUGUCCGAAAAUGUAGCUGAAUAUCUUGGUCUCUCCAUGGUAGAUGUGCUUCAAGGAGACUCAUUCUAUGACAUGGUGGAACGCUCUGACGUUGAUAUUGUCAAAUCAAACCUGGACAUUGAAAACAACUCAUCAUCAGAGAGGAGCUUUAUAUGUUGUAUGCAAACCUCCAAGGCCUUCAAGCUGCAACACGGCAGCUGCUGCUCCAUGAUGGUCAGGGGGGGCUUCCGGUCUUUCCCUCAGCCUUGUCCGUCCUCCUCUUCAGUCUGUCCCACCAACCAGCCUCUGUUCGUGGCCCUCUGCACCCCCACAGUCAACCGCCUGCGGAGCUCUGACUCCCACUUCUGUCACAGCUUCACCAGUGUCCACAGACUCGAUAUGACCUUUACUCAGCUGUCAGACAGUGUCUUAUAUUAUUUGGGGUAUUCAGCUGAAGAAAUGACUGGUCGAUCGUGGUACAGUCUUGUCCACCCUGAAGAUCUAUCUUUGAGUGCAGAUUCUCAUAAAAGUUUAAUGCAGGCAGAUGAGGGCUUCCAGGUAGAGAUGGUGCUCAGACUCCAGUGCAAGGAUCUGUCAUGGACCUGGAGCUACAUUCAAGCUAACAAGGACUCUGAGUGCCAGGGCAUGAGCUGCACAAACUUCCUCAUCAGUGAGACAGAGGCCAGAUUUCUGCAGACGAAAAUCAGCAGCGACGCCUUCAGACCAUCAUCUCUGGCAAAUUCCUGCCAUUUUGUAGCUCAACAGGCAUCCCACACUCAGAGCUACAACAGCACUAAAUGCUUUAAAAGGCAGAGGACGUCUAACAGCCAAAGCGAGGAGCCGGGUGCCAAAGCUAGGAGGGACUCCGAGCAAGAUACGUACUAUGCGGCGUGCGCCUCCUACCAAGGCGACAGCUCACCUGCUCCCUUGAGCGAUAGCCCUGCUCUCUUCACCCCUCCCUACAGCCCGGCCUCCUCCAGCUCCCCUCUGCGGCAGGAGGAGCUCAACCAUGACCUCCUGACGGAUGUGCAUGGAUACACAGAUCAGCUGCUGUCGUCCCCUGAGGGCUCUCCCUCCUAUUACUCCUACCCAGAGGCAGGGCUCACCUGUCACCAAUCACCCUCCGACUCCCUCCCUGCAGCCAUCGAACAAACCUUUGACCAGGCAGCCUUCGGCGCGCUAAGUGCUCGCUCUCCACUCUCCUCCUCAUCUUCGACCUAUGAUUUCCAAGCUUGUACAUCCGAUGCUCGAUUAGUUCCGGACUGCCCGUCUGUGUCCGACAUCUGUGAGAGCCCAGUGGACUGUGCUCUGCAUCAAGACGACUUCAGCCUUCUCGAGCAGCCAGAAGGGGGCAGCCUUGUCCAAGUGCAUCAUGUUCCCCACCGUGUGUUUCCCAUACAUUCCAGUCUUCUUACCCCAAACCAAUCUCCCACAUCCACAGGGUCUAACCAUUACAACGAGAGGGAGCAGGCAGAGAUCAGCAUUCUGGCUCAGCAGAUCUCCUCCCUGGCCAGCAGCUUUGCCAUGUAUCACACCCUGAACCCGCUUCAAAAUAACACCCUGCCCUCAGCCUGUGACUGGCCCCACCACCCUCCUCUCCCCUCAGUCCUUCCUCCUAAGCGUGAGCUGGUCCUCGAUGAAGGCGUGUUCGACAGCAUCCUGAAAGACCUGGACAUGGUCGCAAGGAAAAGCAGCACGUCCGGCCCUGCUGUUGUGUCAGACAGCUACCAGCAGGGCUUGUUGCGCAGCAGGAGUGGGCCCCAUCAGUUGGAGCAGGAGCCCUUUGGUCUCUCCCCGACCAUCCCAGAGGACCCGCUGCCUGCAGAGCAGUUCACUGCCAUGGAUCUGUUCAGUUUGCAGUUGGGACACCAUGACCAAAACACUGGGUUGCAUCAACUCAACCACUAUAUGCAAAGUAGCCUUCAGCAAGAUGGACUUGCUGAAGAAAACCUGUACUGAAAUAAGUCUGUGACUUACUGUACUACCACUUGUAUGACAUAUUGUCAGGGCAAUCUUCCUUCGGUGGAUUCAAAGAAUGUGAGCAAAGACAUUUAAAGGACAUCUUUGCUAAGACAGUUUCCCCAAAGACUUACUUCUGAAUGUAGACUCGAAUCUAAAGUAGACUACGUGCUCUUCUUCAAGACUACAGCUUUGUCUUCAUUUCUCAACACUGCUGUCAACUGUGUUUUAUGUUUUGCUGAUGUCUUAUAUUUUAUGAAAAAGGUACUUGUGUCUGACAACACUUACACACUGAAAUGGAGGUUUAUUUUUCUUCUAAUACUGAGUGACCACAGUUUACUAUUGAGCACUUUAUCAAUGUCAUUGCCACAAGAAUUUUAUAAAUGAGAAGGCGUGCUGACUUAAAGGAAUAUUACCUAGAUUUCAGAGCUACCUGGAUGUGCUUUAACACAUAAAUCAUUCCUUUAAAACAAAGAGCCAUUUGUAAACAUUUGGUUUUGGGUGCCUUAAAAACAUGUAGGGAAGACACUUAUCAGUUUGCUAAGUUUGCUAAAAAAUAAUAUUUUCCAUUUAUUAUUUGUUCUUAGUGUCUCAUUUUUCUCAGUGUGCCAUUAAUGCUUUCGUUCUGUUAUGAAUAAAGGAAACCACAUCAGAAACUGAUGAUUGCUUCUUAAACACCUACCUCAAUGGUACAUCUAAAUACAUUCCAAGUCUGAAUUUCAUUAAUUACUUGUAUUUAUUUUGAACAUACUCGCUUCUUACUCUCACUUAAUAAUGAUAAAAUGUUUUACUUUACUGCCAUGUGAAUCUUAAACUUGUUUAUUCAUUCCAUAUUUGAUGUUUUCAUGGUAUACUGGUACUUUACAUUUCUGAAUGUCCAAUGUUAUUGUGUUAUUCCUGCAAUUUGCUUCAAAUGAAAUGUAAAUAAAAAGAAUGAAAAACGCA
Molecule: messenger RNA, 3475 nt
Organism: Siniperca chuatsi (mandarin fish)
Lineage: Eukaryota; Metazoa; Chordata; Actinopteri; Centrarchiformes; Sinipercidae
Gene: npas4l
Product: neuronal PAS domain protein 4 like
Exons: 10
Coding region: 221-2530 (769 amino acids)
Biological process (GO): regulation of transcription by RNA polymerase II
Molecular function (GO): RNA polymerase II transcription regulatory region sequence-specific DNA binding; DNA-binding transcription factor activity, RNA polymerase II-specific; protein dimerization activity
Source: RefSeq, a predicted model, not a curated record